GUGUGUUCAGACUUCAGUCCAGCGUGGGUCAUCAUGAGUGGAGCCACGGUCAGCGCCGCUCUACUGGGGCUCUUAUUUGUGUGUUUUACCACGGCCCCGCCCGUACAGGAAGAUGUUGAAAUCAGCAGCUUCCACAUCAACUCCACCGUCACCAGCCGCUACGCCAUCACGGUCAUCACCAGCCGGGUAAAAAAUCAACACACAGAUUCCAAGGAAAUCCAUUUUGAGGUCAAGAUUCCCAAGAAUGCCUUCAUCAGCAAAUUCAGAAUGACUAUAGAGGGGAAGACGUAUGAUGGAGUGGUGAAGGAGAAGGAAGCAGCUCAGCAGCAGUACAGUGAUGCAGUCGCUCGAGGAGAAAGUGCCGGAGUGGUCAGUUCAGUGGGUCGGACUCUGGAGGAGUUUAAAACCUCAGUGACGGUCGCGGCUCUCAGUAAAGUCACCUUUGAACUCACCUAUGAGGAGCUGCUGCAGCGACGCCACGGAAAAUACGAUCUACUGAUCCACACUCAGCCCAUGCAGCCUGUAGCAGAUUUUAAGAUUGACGUCUCUAUUAAAGAGAAUCCAGGCAUUUCCUUCCUGGAGGUGAAAGGAGAUCUGAACAGUGGUGAACUGGCCAAUGCUGUGACCACAACACGAUCUGGCGAAGAGGCAUGGAUACACUUCUACCCCACCAGUGAUCAGCAGACCACGUGUUCCAGCUGCACAGAAAAUGGACUGAAUGGAGAUUUAAUCAUAACGUAUGAUGUGGAGAGAACAAACCCCAACGGAGACAUACAGAUAAUGAAUAAAUAUUUUGUGCACUUCUUUGCUCCCGCUAAUUUGAUUCGAACUCCGAAAAAUGUGGUCUUCAUCAUCGACCGGAGCGACUCCAUGCACGGCAGGAAAAUCCAGCAGACCCGGAGUGCAUUGGAUCAUAUUUUGGGAGACCUCGAUAGUGGGGACCACUUUGGGCUGAUCCUGUUUGACAGUAGGGUCGACGUUUGGAAACGCGAACUGAUCCAGGCCACCAGCAGCAACGUGAAUUUAGCGAAGCAGUUUGUGAAAACCAUUCAGGAUAGAGGAACCACUGACAUCAAUUCUGCAGUUCUGAAGGGGGUGGAGAUGCUCAACAAACACCAACGAGAAGGCUCCGCCUCCAUCCUCAUUCUGUUGACUGAUGGAGCCCCAAAUACAGGUGAAAGCAAUCCAGACAGGAUUCGAGUCAAUGUGAAAGAGGCCAUCGGGAAGAAGAUGUCUCUGUACUGUCUGGGGUUUGGUUUUGAUGUUAACUAUGAUUUUCUGGAGAAGAUGGCUCUGGAGAACAACGGAUUCGCUCGCAGGAUCUACGAGGACUCGGAUGCUUCUGACCAACUACAGGGUUUCUAUAAGGAGGUCGCCACCCUUCUCUUAUUCGAUCUUGAGCUCCUCUAUGAGGGAGCGUCGAACCUCACCGAGACUGCUUACAGUAUGUACUACAACGGCUCUGAGAUCAUAGUCGCCGGAGAAAUCACAAACAACAGCCUGGAGAGUUUCAAAGUGGAGGUCGUUGCAUUCUCGAGAAGUAAUAAAGUGACAUAUGCGAAGGAUGUGUCUCUGAAAGCUCUACCUGAUGUUGAACCUCAACAUGAAAACGUUACCCAGCGAGUCUGGGCUUACCUUAAAGUCAAACAGCUGCUGAAAAAAGAAUUGACUCUUACGGGGGCGGAGAAAGAAGCAGCCAAGAAAGAAGCUCUGGAUCUCUCUCUUCAGUACAGUUUUGUGACUCCACUGACGUCUAUGGUGGUCACCAAACCCCAGAAAUCAGACACACAGAUCGCCCACAAACCUGAAGAGAGAGGAGUCAGAGGAGAAGGAGGAAGAGUAGGACAUGGACAAGUAGUACCAAGAGUACCAUAUGGAGGAGGAGGAUAUCAUGGACACCAUUUCUCAUUAGGAGGAAGUAGCAGAUUAGGAGCAGGAAGGGGAUAUGCAGGAGGAGCAACAGGAUCCAAUGGACAGCCAGGUGGAGGAAGCAGAUUAGUAGCAGGAGGAGGAUAUGCAGGAGGAAUAACACACGGAUCAAGUGGAUCAGCAGUAAGCAGAGAUUUCUCCUCCGCAUCGAUAGUUCAAGAACAAGUGAUAUCUGGACUGCUAGGACCACCUGGACAGCCAGGGCUUUCUGCACACCCAGUGAUAUCUGGACUGCCAGAGAUAGUUCAACAACAAGUGAUAUCUGGACUGCUAGGACCAACUGGACAGCCAGGGCUUUCUGCACACCUAGAUUAUCUGGUUGAUUAUGGUAGUCCACCUCAAUCAAGGCCAACUAGGAUCAGCAGCACUACAUCGAACCCACGCCCUACAGCUGCAGUGAAGUCCGUGAGGUUUUUAAUCUCCUCUAGUGGUCAGUCUAAGCCUCUCUGCUUUGACGUUCCUUCAGCUUCCAAACUCCUACUUCUGAAGGACCUCUCUUCAGAAUUCUCUAUGAGCGGUAAGCUGACCCAAUCCGGGACGGGUUUCGAUCAAAUUGCACUUCAUUAUAAAACGGAUCAUCACCUGAGCGUCAGCACCGCUGAUAUCAUCUUCUCUGACGGUCAGAAUACGUUCAUGCUCCUUUGGGGGCAGGAACUCACCGUGCAUCAGGCAGACGGUGUGUCGGUGAUUCUGAGGGACAGUGAACUGGACGUCACUUUGGGAGGAGUGCGUGUUGUGAUUCUGCUUCAUAAGGAAGGUGGAAAUGUGUUUCUCUGGCCUGCUGUUCGUCAGCAACCCAAGCAUGACAGCUUACAGGGCAUUCUGGCAAAAACCAGCCUGCAGUAUGAGGAGCUCCCUGGAUUGAUAAUCAAAAUCAGUGAUCAGGAAGAGGCUGCAUCCUUGAGCGCCGCUAAAGACUACAGACUCUCUUCAGCCCCGAUUGUUGGAUGCUGGGUGGUACGGCUGCAGUUUGCUCUGCAGGGAGAGCUCUCUGACUUCACUUUGGCUCAGCUUUAGAGAAAACAUCCUUUUUUCCAGAGCGUGAAGAAAGAGAAAAGAAUCAGUUUUGGUUGAAAAUAAAAUGCUUUAAUGUUAGAAGCUGGAAAGCAAUGCUGGUAUAAACUGUAGAAAGAGACAUGUGAGUAGUGCUGCUUUACGCUUAAUGUUUGAACUGGUGAUCUGUCUGUGAUGAGUGACGUAAAUUACAGUAAACUGUAAAUUAGAGCUGAACCACAAAUUAUAUUAGAGUAGUAAUUGGUCAAGAUGUUUGUGGAUAGGUUUGGUAACGUGUGAAUGAACAAAGUUUAAUGUAACAAUAAAAAAUGAAAUGGCAAAAUCUCAAAA
This is a messenger RNA of Astyanax mexicanus (Mexican tetra), 3273 nucleotides long. RefSeq names its product inter-alpha-trypsin inhibitor heavy chain H3. The record is from RefSeq and is a predicted model, not a curated record. The transcript has 33 exons. NCBI's taxonomy places the organism in Eukaryota, Metazoa, Chordata, Actinopteri, Characiformes, Acestrorhamphidae. The coding region runs from base 34 to 2946 and encodes 970 amino acids.